GAUCCACGGCAAUUAAAGCCAUUGUGUCAGCAACCAAAUGCAUGCUAAAUUGCUCAUCAAGGAAAGAAAAAAAAUAAAAAAGGAAGAAAUUAACCUCCAUGAACAACCACCACCACCAUUUCCUUCUCAUAUGCUGCCCUGCCCAAGGCCACCUCAACCCCACACUACAACUCGCCAAGCGUCUGAUAGACGCCGGUGCAGCUGUCACUUUCGCCACUACCGUCCACGGCCUCCGGCAGCUCAAAACCUUCCCUUCCCUCGAGGGUUUAUCCUAUGCCUCUUUCUCGGAUGGUUUCGAUGACGGAAUCAAGCCCACCAACGACUCCUCACACAUCAUUUCCGAGAUCAAGCGCGUUGGCUCCCAAACACUAACCGACCUGAUUCAACGCCUCUCGGACGAGCACCGGGGAGUCACCUGCUUGAUCUAUACGGUUCUCCUGCAAUGGGCUGCUGAAGUCGCACGCCAAGUGGGGAUACCUUCUGCGUUUUUCUGCAUCCCGUCCACUGCAGCUUUGGCCAUAAUCCACCAUUAUUUCAAUAGCCAAGACGGUGUGUUUGAGAGCUUUGGUUCUGAGCCUCCCAAUUCUGUCCAAUUACAAGGUUUACCCCCCUUUGCAUCCACAGAAUUGCCUUCCUUUCUCUUGCCGACCAGUCCACACGCUUCAAUCAUCCCUUCCUUUAAAGAACACAUCCGGACCCUGGAAAAGGAUCCGAAUCCAUGCGUGAUCCUCAACACCUUUGCUGCUCUAGAAGGUGACGCAAUCAAAGCAGUCGCUAGUAUGAAUCCGAUAGCACUCGGACCACUGAUUCCGUCUGUGUUGUUCAACGGAAAAGGUGACCAAUCCGAUGCAUCUUCUUUUCAAUGUCAGUUGUUCGAGAGCAGCACUAAGGAUUAUCUUAAUUGGCUGAACUCAAAGCAAGAUCACUCGGUGGCUUAUGUGUCUUUCGGAAGCAUGGUUACGAUGCAGAGAAAGCAAACGGAAGAAAUUUUGCAUGGACUUAUAGAUUCAGGCCGACCAUUCUUGUUGGUAAUACGAUCUUCAGAGCCGACGAUGGAAGGACAAGAAUCAGUUGAUCAUGAUGUGGUAAUGAAGAGGUUGAAGGAAGAAGGGCAAGGGUUGGUCGUGCCAUGGUGCUCACAAGCGGACGUGCUAUGCCACCAUUCAGUGGGGUGUUUCGUGACGCAUUGCGGUUGGAACUCGACACUGGAAAGUAUAGGGGCAGGGGUGCCAAUGGUGGCAUGUCCACAUUUUUCUGACCAAGUUACGAACGCCAAGUUGGUGGAGGAGGUGUGGGGAAUAGGUGUUAAAGCAGGGGUGGAUGAAGAAGGCGUGGUGAGAAGGGAAGAGCUCAAGAGGUGCUUGGAGAUGGUGAUGGGAGGUGGAGAGAAAGGGGAAGAGAUCAUGAGGAAUGUCAAGAAAUGGAAGAGUUUAGCUUUGCAGGCAGUGGAGGAGGGCGGCUCUUCACACAAUGAUUUCAAGCUUUUCAUGGAAAAGUUCAGGUAAAAUGUAUGUGGCAGAUCACAUUAAUUCGAAUUACCUCGAGUAAAAUUCUCAUAAGUUCGGAUUUUUGUUUAUCUUACAGCUCACGUCAAAUAUUUGUAAUUAUACAUCUCCGUUACUUAAGAGACUAGUAGAGUCUCUCAUAUAAUUUCAAAGAUUAAGAGCCUAAGAUGGUUGCUAUAGGAAAUUGUAAAGAAAGGAAAAGGCUUUUUGUUUGUACAUUCAUUUAAUUGAUAAUAACUUCUCCACCAA
This is a messenger RNA of Carya illinoinensis, 1754 nucleotides long. RefSeq names its product UDP-glycosyltransferase 75C1-like. Gene Ontology annotation, molecular function: UDP-glycosyltransferase activity. The transcript has a single exon. The record is from RefSeq and is a predicted model, not a curated record. Bases 99 to 1505 code for a protein of 468 amino acids. NCBI's taxonomy places the organism in Eukaryota, Viridiplantae, Streptophyta, Magnoliopsida, Fagales, Juglandaceae.